GGCAGGCAGAGGCUGGCAGUUGGUCAGCUGCUGGACCACGCUCAUGGGUGAGGCCCUAAGUAUCACAAGUAUCCAGUCCCUGGGCUGUGAGGUCACAGAACACAUCCAAGUGGAGGAAGAAGAGUGGGUCUUUCCCAUUUCCAGGAAGCCAGCCGAGGAAGGAGAAGGCUCCCAGAGACCUCCAGCUUCUGAGCAGGUGGCUUUCCAGGGCAACUCUUGGGCAGACCCUUCUGCAGCUGCAGAACCAAACACAGAAGCAGAAGCAGAAGCAGAAGCACAAUCAGAACCAGAACCAGAACCAGAACCAGAACCAACUUCAAGUCAGUAAAUCUCAGCAGAACAAAACAUGGACAAAGGGAGCUCCAAGGGAAAGGGCAAAGGGGGCUCCGGCUCCAAGCGAGGCUCUAACGCCAAGUCCUCCAAGGGGAAGGCCGAGGAUCAGCAGAGCAUCCGGAGGGACCUGGCCAAGAUCGAGCAGAAGGUGGAUCUUCUGCUGGAGAAGAUGGAUAAGUUCACCAAGGAGCCCGGGGCCGCUGCUGCUGUGCAGGAAGAAAAGCCUCCGCAGCCGGAGCAGCAGCAGCAGCCCCCACCUCCUCCUUCACCUCCAACGCCAGCGUUGCCCCAGCAGGGGGCAACCCCCCAGCAGCAGGUGGUCCUGCCCCAGCAGGUCGCAGCACCCCAACAGCAGGUGGUCCUGCCCCAGCAGCAGGUGGCAACCCCCCUGCAGCAGGUGGUCCUGCCCCAGCAGCACCAGGGUGGCAAAGGCCAGAAGAGAUCCAAGGGCGGCGCCAAGGGGGCUCAUGCCGAGGCCGGAGGUGCUGGAAAGUCUGCGUAGACGGCGGAGCCCUGACCAGAGGGACGCCGGAGAUCAAGGCCGGGAGCGAGCGGCGGCUCCCUCCCUCUGAUGCCUGAGCCUUGGUCCUAGACCCCCCCCCUCCCCGGGCCCCCUCCCCCAAGCGCAGCGGUCCCCGAUCGGCUUCUCCAGGCCCCCCAGUUCAGCCCCUGACCGGUGGCCGCCCCUCGCCCCGAAGCUUCCCGCCGGCGGCCACCCGACUCCCCGCGGCCCUCCCGGGGGGGCCCCCACUCAAAGCAUCCCUGAGUUCUCCUGACAUUUCUCUGCAGGUUUAACAAUAAAAAGCAUUUUGUGGC
Molecule: messenger RNA, 1149 nt
Organism: Antechinus flavipes (yellow-footed antechinus)
Lineage: Eukaryota; Metazoa; Chordata; Mammalia; Dasyuromorphia; Dasyuridae
Exons: 2
Coding region: 347-835 (162 amino acids)
Source: RefSeq, a predicted model, not a curated record